This is a messenger RNA of Calypte anna (Anna's hummingbird), 1590 nucleotides long. RefSeq names its product electron transfer flavoprotein subunit beta lysine methyltransferase (gene ETFBKMT). Gene Ontology annotation, biological process: peptidyl-lysine trimethylation. The coding region runs from base 245 to 1060 and encodes 271 amino acids. The transcript has 4 exons. Gene Ontology annotation, cellular component: mitochondrial matrix. The record is from RefSeq and is a predicted model, not a curated record. Lineage: Eukaryota; Metazoa; Chordata; Aves; Apodiformes; Trochilidae. Gene Ontology annotation, molecular function: protein-lysine N-methyltransferase activity.
GGCCGGGCCCGAAAGAGUGACAGCCGUAGCGGCUCGGUUCGGCGCGGCCGGGCCUGAAUGGGGCGGCUCAGGCUGUGGCCCCGGUGCCGGCCUUCCCCCUGCCUCAGCCCGCGGUUCGCAGAGUGGAAUUGUGAUCCAUCACUAUGAGAAACAACAGCCCGUGAGUUUGUUUCCAGCCUUCUUGUACUCAUCAGAUAAGUUGUACUCCAAGUUCUCCGUGGGGAAGAUUUGUCCUUGAGGAGACAUGGCCUUCCCCAGCUGGAAGUGCCUCCUCCUUGUGGGCAGGCAGAACACCUUUGCCAGAGCUUGGAGGAGCAGGAGGGGUGGCCCCUCUCUUCGCUGGAAGCGCUGCUGCCACUGGAGCUCUGGCAAGGCUCUGGACCCUGAGGUGAGAGCAUUUCUGGAGGAGAACACAGAGGUCACCAGCAGUGGGCAUCUCACACCAGAGAUACGACUACGCCUCCUCACCCCUCACUGCAGGUUCUGGAGGGAAAAACCUGACCUGUGGCCUUAUGGGGACCCCUUCUGGGCAAUUUACUGGCCAGGAGGCCAAGCCCUCUCCAGGUACAUCCUAGAUAAUCCAUGUGUUGUUAAAGGAAGAUCAGUUUUGGAUCUUGGAAGUGGAUGUGGAGCAACAGCAAUAGCUGCUAUGAUGAGUGGUGCAUCACAAGUCCUUGCUAAUGACAUUGACCCUAUUGCAGGAAUGGCAAUGAUCUUGAACUGUGAGUUGAACCACAUGAAUCCCUUCCCCAUCACCAUUAAGAACAUCAUUAAUUCAGAGGCUGGCAACUGGGACCUAAUUGUUCUAGGAGAUAUGUUUUAUGAUGAACAACUUGCUGAUGGUCUGCAUCACUGGCUGAGAAAAUGCAUCAGGAUACAGCAAACUGAAGUGCUCAUUGGUGACCCUGGCAGGCAUCAGUUUUUAAGCCACAGCAUUCACAGCCAUUUGCACAAAGUUAUAGAAUAUUCACUUCCUGAAUAUACUAGACAAGAAAACAAUGGAUUAACAUCAAGUAUUGUCUGGAGUUAUCAGCCCACAAAUAGCUUAGAAAACUGUUGAAGCUCACUUCCUAAAGAAUUUUGUCUCAUGUGGUUGGCUUGUUUUUGUAAGUAUGUAAAAUGAAAAUGAGAAUUAAACAUAGAACAUAUCUCUUGAUACAAAGUAGAUUACUGUGCUUUCACUGUACUGAUUUUGCUCCCUUUGAGGUAAAAACUACAUGAAACCUGUAUUCAAAGGGGCUGAGCUGGAGUGCAAAUCCAAAGAAGAGUUACAUGUAAGAGUUUGCAUGCUUGAUGUUUUUCAUGUAUAUUCAUGUCUUGCUCUCUUACGCUAUUGUGAAAUGUUCUGGACAUCCAGCAUACUGCUGCAGGAAGAAGGCAGUGGCUGAAAGAUUACUGGCACUGCUUUCACAGAUUCUUGCAGCCAAUUUACAGAGAAAAUUAUUGCUGUUCUUCGUAAGACUCUCUGCUAGAUUACUAGAGCUCAUACUAUGCUCAACUUAAAGUGCCUUGCUCUUUUUCUGGAUAUCUCUUCUAAAUGUCAAAGUAACUAAUUUAAAUCUCCCCUUUCCCCUCUGUAAUAAAAAUUUA